This is a messenger RNA of Melitaea cinxia (Glanville fritillary), 2351 nucleotides long. Its product is annotated as integrin beta pat-3-like. Gene Ontology annotation, cellular component: cell surface; integrin complex; focal adhesion. The record is from RefSeq and is a predicted model, not a curated record. The transcript has 8 exons. Lineage: Eukaryota; Metazoa; Arthropoda; Insecta; Lepidoptera; Nymphalidae. The coding region runs from base 166 to 2187 and encodes 673 amino acids. Gene Ontology annotation, biological process: cell-matrix adhesion; cell adhesion mediated by integrin; integrin-mediated signaling pathway. Gene Ontology annotation, molecular function: integrin binding.
GUAACAUGUGGGGCUUGUAUUGGGCAUGCCGCAGAUAAUUGUGUUUGGUGUCCAGCUGAAAAACACGAAGGCCCAAGAUGCAUAUCUAACAAAGAGUUAGCUAAAAGCGCGUCGUGGUGUAAAGGAGCCCAAACAUAUGAUCCACAACCGAACAUAACUGUUAUAAUGGACAAAAAUUUUAGUAGCGGAAUAGACGGAAUACCGGUUGUUCAAUUUAAGCCACAGCAUUUGCAUAUCAAGUCAAGACCUGGGGUACCUUUGAAAAUUAAAAUGUCUUAUAAACCUGCAAAGGAUUAUCCAUUAGACGUAUAUUAUUUGAUGGACUACUCCUAUACUAUGAUAAAACACGCAAAAACACUUCGCAAUCAGGGAAACGAGAUUUAUAGCGAGCUUAUCAAGCUUACAAACAACGUGCGUUUGGGUAUUGGAAGCUUCGUUGAGAAAAACUCAUUACCUUAUGUUGACGACUCAGUACAAAACUCGUAUUCGUUCAAAAAUCACCUAUCCUUAACUGAUAACAUGACAAAAUUUAAAGAAGCUUUACAAGAAAGUCCUAAAGGUAGUAAUUACGAUGACCCUGAAGCAAGUCUAGACGGUCUAAUGCAAGCAAUGGUGUGUAAAAAAGAAAUAGAUUGGAGAGAUAAUGCAAGAAGAAUUAUUGUACUAAGUACUGAUUCAACGUAUCACAGUGCGGGUGACGGAAAAUUUGUAGGUGCAGCUCGACCACAUAAUAUGCAAUGUUAUCUUAAAAACAAUACGUACACAAUGGAGUUGGAAUUGGAUUAUCCAUCUGUUAGUCAAAUAAAUAAAGUAGCCGUAGAAAACAAUAUAAUGAUCAUAUUUUCUGCUGAUAAAAAAGUCGAGACGCAUUACUUAGCACUACAGAAAAAAGUUUUAGGCUCAAAAUAUGUUCCACUAAAAGAAAAUUCUCCUCUUGUUGACGUAAUCAAAACGGAAUAUCUGAGUUUAAUCAGAAAAGUCGAAUUGGAUUUUAACAUUCCACCUUUUAUGCAAUUUCAACCGGAUCAAGAUUGUUCUAUAAAUAAUCAAUGUGAACUUAAGCAUCAAGAAUCAGUUAAACUAUCGGGAUAUCUAACAAUUAAAUCAUGUCCACCAAAAAAUGAAAAGCAUAUAUUGAAGAUCGGACCCAGAAUGUUAGAUGAAAAACUUCUAGUAGAAAUUGAAACAUAUUGUCAGUGUGACUGUGAGAAAAAAGGAGACGGGGCAGAGAAGUCAGUUACAUGCAACAGGGCUGGGACGUUUCAAUGUGGAAUUUGUUAUUGCGACAGUAACAGAUAUGGACCUACUUGCCAGUGUGAUGGUAGUUCAACAAUUACAAAAGAUGAAGAUCAAUGUAAAGAAAAUAAUAAUACACUACCUUGUAGCGGACGCGGCACUUGCAAUUGCGGAAAAUGCGACCCAUGUUUGCCAGGUUUCUCAGGACCAUAUUGUGAAUACGAUGAUAGAUCGUGCCCUAGCCCCGAAGGUUUACUUUGCGCUGAUCAUGGUCAAUGUGAGGGUGGAAAAUGUGAAUGCUAUCCUAAUUGGAUCGGUGAAGAUUGUAAAUGUCCAGCAAGUAACGAAAUAUGCAAAGCACCUUAUUCAGAAAAGGAGUGUUCCGGUAACGGCCAAUGUGUAUGUGGUAAAUGUAAGUGCGACGUUUGUUCUGGUCAAUUUUGUGACGAUUGUGAGGAAGUCGCAAUGAAACGUUGCAAGGAAUUGGAAGAUUUUGCGUAUUGUAAUUUAAAAGAAAGUAAAACGGAAUGUGAUUUGAAAUUUAAUCAAUCGAAUACAGAAAUUACCAUCGUAAAUAAAACUGAGAUCAAUUCACCAGACUGGUAUAUGGCUAAAUAUUGGUGCAAAAAAGUUUUGGAAGACGAUAAAAUAUUCGUAUUUAAAUAUUAUUACUCAACAGCUACGAAUAACAAACUGCAUCUCAUUAUACAAAAUGAGUUAGAAAUGCCGCCGGUCGCUAAUGUAUGGAUUGCCGUCGGAAGUGUUAUAGGCGCUAUAAUAUUGAUUGGAUUAAUAACUGUAAUUGCAUGGAAAGUCCUUGUUGAUUGGCAUGAUAAAAUAGAGUAUGAUAAAUUUGCAAAUGAGUCGGCUGCUGCAGGUUUCGAUACGUCCAUAAAUCCUUUAUAUCAGUCACCAGCUACUAACUUCUUAAAUCCUGCAUACAAUGGUUGAUAAAACUAUCAACAGGAAUAGCUUACCAAUUAAUAGUAAAUAAUACAUGAUACAGUAAUGAUGACAUGAAACAGGUAUCUACCUAAUAAAGAUAGAGACGUUUAGGACUACUAACAAUAUAAAAAGUGUACUUUCAAUUUUAAUAUAAUAAAAAUAUUUUUGAA